AGUCCGGGGUCCCUCCUCAUCACCCCUCCGUGGGAUGCGAGGGAGAAGCCAGGCCCGCUGCAGUGAACCCCGUCCGUGUUUUAUUUCCAUAUGAAAGGAGUUUUGCACGAAACGGGCGUUUUCAGAAUGAGCGAGCCCCGUUCCCUGCGCUUCGUGCUCCUCCACCGCUGGUCCAGCUCCUGCAGCCCUUUCUCACCUUUUCUGGGUCAUUGAUGAUCCGGUUCUCCCUGCAAAGCACCCUGGGAAAACUUGAGUUGCUGUGACCCCGAGUUGAUAGGUCCCUUCUGCUCUCAGAUCCAGCACGUUGUCAGACCAUCCUUGGAGAAACCCAGGAGGAGGAUGAUGAGAUCCUUCCGAGGAAAGACUAUGAGAGUUUGGAUUAUGAUCGUUGUAUCAAUGACCCUUACCUGGAAGUUUUGGAGACGAUGGACAAUAAGAAAGGUCGCAAGUAUGAGGCGGUGAAGUGGAUGAUGGUGUUUGCCAUUGGAGUCUGCACUGGGCUGGUGGGUCUCUUUGUGGACUUUUUCGUGCGCCUCUUCACCCAGCUCAAGUUUGGAGUGGUACAGACAUCGGUGGAGGAAUGCAGCCAGAAAGGCUGCCUUGCGCUGUCCCUCCUUGAGCUCUUGGGUUUCAACUUGACCUUUGUCUUCUUGGCAAGCCUUCUUGUCCUGAUUGAGCCGGUGGCAGCAGGCUCCGGGAUACCCGAAAUCAAGUGCUAUCUGAAUGGUGUGAAGGUGCCCGGGAUCGUCCGUCUCCGGACCCUGCUCUGCAAAGUCUUUGGAGUGCUGUUCAGUGUGGCUGGAGGGCUCUUUGUGGGGAAGGAAGGCCCCAUGAUCCACAGUGGAGCAGUGGUGGGAGCUGGUCUCCCUCAGUUUCAGAGCAUCUCCUUACGGAAGAUCCAGUUUAACUUCCCCUACUUCCGAAGUGACAGAGACAAGCGAGACUUUGUAUCAGCAGGGGCGGCUGCUGGAGUUGCUGCAGCUUUCGGGGCUCCCAUCGGGGGUACCCUGUUCAGUCUGGAAGAGGGCUCGUCCUUCUGGAACCAGGGGCUCACGUGGAAAGUGCUCUUUUGUUCCAUGUCUGCCACCUUCACCCUCAACUUCUUUCGUUCUGGGAUUCAGUUUGGAAGUUGGGGUUCCUUCCAGCUCCCCGGAUUGCUGAACUUUGGCGAGUUUAAGUGCUCUGACUCUGAUAAAAAAUGUCAUCUCUGGACAGCUAUGGAUUUGGGUUUCUUCGUCGUGAUGGGGGUCAUUGGGGGCCUCCUGGGAGCCACAUUCAACUGUCUGAACAAGAGGCUUGCAAAGUACCGUAUGCGAAACGUGCACCCGAAACCUAAGCUCGUCAGAGUCCUCGAGAGCCUCUUGGUGUCUGUGGUAACCACCGUGGUGGUGUUUACGGCCUCGAUGGUGUUAGGAGAGUGCCGACAAAUGUCUGCUUCGGGUCAAAUCGGUAAUGACUCCUUCCAGCUCCAGGUCUCGUCAGAAGAUGUCAAUUCAAGUAUCAAGACCUUUUUUUGUCCCAAUGAGACUUACAAUGACAUGGCCACACUCUUCUUCAAUCCCCAGGAGUCUGCCAUCCUUCAGCUUUUCCACCAGGAUGGUACUUUUAGCCCAGUCACUCUGGCCUUGUUUUUCGUGCUCUACUUCCUGCUCGCAUGUUGGACCUAUGGCAUUUCUGUUCCAAGUGGCCUUUUUGUACCUUCCCUGCUGUGUGGAGCUGCUUUUGGACGUUUAGUGGCCAAUGUCCUCAAAAGCUACAUCGGCUUGGGCCACAUCUAUUCGGGGACCUUCGCCCUGAUUGGUGCCGCAGCUUUCCUGGGCGGGGUGGUCCGCAUGACCAUCAGUCUCACGGUCAUCCUGAUCGAAUCUACCAACGAGAUUACGUACGGGCUCCCCAUUAUGAUCACUCUGAUGGUGGCCAAAUGGACAGGGGACUUUUUCAACAAAGGCAUUUAUGAUAUCCACGUGGGCUUGCGGGGCGUGCCGCUACUGGAGUGGGAGACGGAGACGGAAAUGGACAAACUGAGAGCCAGUGACAUCAUGGAGCCCAACCUCACCUACGUCUACCCACACACCCGCAUCCAGUCUCUAGUGAGCAUCCUGCGCACCACAGUCCACCACGCCUUCCCGGUGGUCACGGAGAACCGGGGCAACGAGAAGGAGUUCAUGAAGGGCAACCAGCUCAUCAGUAACAACAUCAGGUUCAAGAAAUCCAGCAUCCUCACCCGGGCUGGCGAGCAGCGCAGACGGAGCCAGUCCAUGAAGUCGUACCCGUCGAGUGAGCUACGAAACGUGUGUGACGAGCACCUCGCCUCCGAGGAGCCCGCCGAGAAGGAGGACCUCCUGCAGCAGAUGCUGGAGCGAAGAUACACUCCCUACCCCAACCUAUACCCUGACCAGUCCCCGAGCGAAGACUGGACCAUGGAGGAGCGCUUCCGCCCUCUGACCUUCCACGGCCUGAUCCUGCGGUCACAGCUUGUCACCCUGCUCGUCCGAGGAGUUUGUUACUCUGAAAAUCAAUCAAGCGCCAGCCAGCCGCGCCUGUCCUACGCCGAGAUGGCUGAGGAUUACCCACGGUACCCCGACAUCCACGACCUGGACCUGACGCUCCUAAACCCGCGCAUGAUUGUGGAUGUCACCCCAUACAUGAACCCUUCGCCCUUCACCGUUUCACCCAACACCCACGUCUCCCAAGUCUUCAACCUGUUCAGAACGAUGGGCCUGCGGCACCUGCCCGUGGUGAAUGCCGUGGGAGAGAUCGUGGGGAUUAUCACUCGGCACAACCUGACCUACGAGUUUCUGCAGGCCCGGCUGCGGCAGCACUACCAGACCAUCUGACGGCCCGGCGUGGCCUCACUGCCACACACCGGCCCGCCCUGUCCCAGAGCUGCCCAGGGAGGCAGCUCGCUCGUGCUCCGCCGCCACGGCUGGCUGGGGCUGUUCCAGGACACGGAAGAUUCCCACUCACCCACUCGCUCGGAAAGCCUACAAUCAUCCAACACUCCGCCGGUCAGAGAUCCUGGGGAUGGUGUUGAACCGCAAGAGCUUGGACUUGUCUGACUUUCUCAGCAAGUAUCUUCCUGCUCCCUGCUCCCUGCUUUCCUGCCGUCCAGCAUGGGCUCAGGCCCCAGGCCCCAGGCCCCUCCACCCCACACGUGCCAGGAUCAGAGGGGGCACCAGGCCUCAGCCACUGGGUUGGGUGGGGGGCGGGGGGGGGGACACCCGGAGCACUUUUCAUGCCCCUCCUGCUGCUUUCCUAGGGGACUCAGCUGUUGCCUUAAACCGCGACGGGGGAGGCUUUGCCAUGGCAAGUGCUGGGGCGAAGGCCAGUUGUGAACUGAAGUGAAUCACCAAAUUUAGGGACCGAGCGCUGAGACGAUUGCCCGUGUGUCGGGGAGGCCUUCCCUCGCUGGGCUCUUGCCAUGCUCAGCGGCUCAUCUGAAGGGAAACACUGCUUCCGGGGGGCGCUGCUGCUCAGGCUUGCCGCCAUGGGCACAGCCUCCUCGGAAGCGCCACCCUCCAGAAGCACACGUCCCCCUGACCGGCCCUGAAGGAUAAGUCUGACGAGACGUCCGGUUCACAGCCGCCCUAGUCUUGAGCAUCUCAGCUUCUCUCCUGGUGAUUCCGGUUUCCCGAGGUCCGUCCCUCCUCCCGCCUCUGCGCAGUUAAUAACUUCCCUCGAGUUCUUACACGUGUCCUCCUGGCGAAGCAGCCAUGGCCCAGAGGGUAUUCGUAUGUCCCCCACCCCCACCCCCCGACCAAGUUAGCUACAAGCUGAGCAUCCCAUGAUAAGACUGCUCCACCCCACUCUGGGAAAUGGUACCAUUACCUCUAAGGUGGGCAGAAGCAAGUCCUGAGCCAGUGGCCACUGUAGGAACGUGACGCGGCCUGAGAAGCCCGGGUCAGGAUGGAGCAGAUGGCUUCUUCCAGGAGGGGAGGGGGUGUGCCCGUCCUGGCCGUCCCCAGCCCGCCGAGGGGCCCAGACCUGGAAACUGUGCCACCGGGGCCCUGGGCUGGCGGGAGAGCUGGCCGCACGUGCCCAAGCCCCGGCACUGACCCCAGGAAGGAAGCCCCUGUGUGUCCGUGACCUGUGUCUCCAGGCGGGAGGGCCUCUGACUAGACCCCCAAAGUGAACACGCGGUGUCGGGUGUUUUGCACUCACUCUCUCAAGCUCUGUCCUAUCCCCCCACCUGCAGCCACACCCUGGGCCCGGCACAGCCCGUGGCAGAUGCGCCUGGGGCACCAAGACGGCAUCUGUCUGCAUUUAAGUUCCUGUUGGGCUUUUUUGUGUAAACUGUUGGCAGUCGCCUGGGGCCUGGGCACCCGGCCUCUCCGUCCCCUCGCCCUCUGCCUCGGGCUGACUUCUGUCGCCGAGUCUGGCACGCAGCCUGGGGGUGGGCGCCCGUCCCGGCGCGGCUGCCCAGGUCUCGUGCUCGGCGUGCUUGCUCAGCUCAGUGAGGGGCUGCUUCAGGCUCUUUGCCUCCUGACUGGCCGCCUCCGUUCUUCCCAUUUCUCAUCUCUCCGACCAAAAAUACUUCGACUUCUAAAUGUCUCAGUUUCCUUGAAUGCGUGUGGCCUGUGAAAUGUGGAUGGGACCCCCCGGCAAGUAGUUGGGGAGAUCACAAGGACCAAAAAGGCAAGCCCUGCUCGGCGUGCUCGUGUUCCGCCAGCUGCCACUUGCGGCGGCACUCGGAGCCUGGCCGCGCUGCUCCUUCCCGUCGCCCAGGUCAGGGAACACCGGGAUUGCCCGUCCCACAAACUGAAGCCCUCUUCCCACCCCUCCCUGAAACUGGCAGAAGGAAAGUCCUCCUGGGGUCUGGGUCAGCAGCGGCCUGCCUCCAGGCGGCCCCGGGUGAGUGUCGUCGGACUUUCCCCUCGUGCACAUGCAGUCCCCAGAUGCUCGUUCCCUCUGGUGCGGCCCACGGGUAGCUGGCUUGGCAGGCGCCUCCCUCCGCAUGAACCGGCCGCACGGCCGCCGAGGACCCAAACUCAGGCCCCUCUGGAAAGGCACAUGGCUUCUUGUCCUCCGUGGGUGUCUGCCCUUACCAGAUAAGCCCAAAGACAACCACUGCCCCACUUGUAACAAGAUAACUGGAAGCCUCACCCCCUUGAUAGUUAGAAACCCACAGUGUCCACGUCCCACCUAUUUCCAGCCCCGUCGCCCCCUGGCAAUAGGGUACGUCCACACACACAAGCCACGGGCGCUGGGGCUGGCUGGGGACAGUUCUCCGCGUGCUGGUCUCCUGCCUGCGGUGUCGGGCUCCCAGCUGGGGUGACUGGGAGGUACCUCCCCACCGUGGGGCCUUGGCACUCGGGAGUGAUUUGCUCAUGAGCUUGUUCAACUAACGGUUCCUGGCUGGGAUGGACGCUCGCUUGCUUGACCCGACCAACUAUGUGACAUUGCUGACGCAGAGUUGUACUGACACAGCCGCUGGAGACUAGAAAGCCUCUGGAAAGGCCAGAAGCCCCGUCCCGGGCCCUGUGGCGUUGACGUGCAGUAUUACCCACGGCUCCGUGGACACGGCCACCCCGACAGUCGCAGGCUUCCCUCGUUCUGUUUGCACUGUUGGUUUACAUAGUAACACUAGCUAAUUCUACGGUGUACAUACAUGGUAUUUUUUUUAAUUUGUAAAGUUCUAUUUUUAUUUGAACUUUUGGAACUUGGAAGUUCUCAUUGUAACCGUAACCUGUCGGAAUAAAAUGUCUUCAUCUGUCUCCUUUAA
Molecule: messenger RNA, 5722 nt
Organism: Nyctereutes procyonoides (raccoon dog)
Lineage: Eukaryota; Metazoa; Chordata; Mammalia; Carnivora; Canidae
Gene: CLCN6
Product: chloride voltage-gated channel 6
Exons: 23
Coding region: 426-2837 (803 amino acids)
Biological process (GO): transmembrane transport; chloride transport
Cellular component (GO): lysosomal membrane; intracellular membrane-bounded organelle
Molecular function (GO): voltage-gated chloride channel activity
Source: RefSeq, a predicted model, not a curated record